GAGGAAUCCUAAUUCAUGAAGCAGUAGUUUAAUAGAUUUUAUAGAGAUGUGGAAGCCAGUGAGGAGCUUUGUGUUGGUUAUUUGGUUGUUGGUGUUUCUGUUCAUCUUCUUCUUGUUUCUAGUUUCCAACUUUUCUCAUCUUCAUCACCCAUUUAAUGGAUUUGGAAACAAAAUCAUAUUCAACCAUUAUUUCUUGAAUUCCAAUGUUAAAUUGCACUACCAUCGCCAGUUGGUACAUCAUUUUCAUCUUCAUCUCACCAGCAGGAGCAGGUUUUCUGCUGUCUAAGUGUUUUUUUUUUUUUUUGCCCCCACUACCCCCUUUUCUGUUUUUGAGUUCUUCCCCCUUUGUUGAGUUGUUUGACUGAUUCAUGUAGUUCCACCAAUCAUUUGUGAUGUGCCUAUAGACCGAGUUGUAACUGCAAUGCUACAUAUGUAUUCCUUGUUCGGUACACAGUGUGAUGUAACCAGCAACUCAUUUGUCUGUUCAAAAUUUUACGUGCUCACAUGUAUCCAUACAUAGUGUACAUAUGUUUUGCCAUAAAUUUUAAGACUAUGGAUUGUACUGUGAAUAUAGGACAUCAAUAUAGUAGUCCACUUUGAAUUAGCAAGGCACCUUUAUUGUAUUUUUACCUUUGAAUGACAGCAAAAAAACCUUAUAAUGCUACCCAAGUGCCAAAUAUUCACUUCUUUGUGUGUGUUCAGGAAGCUAGCUGGAAUACAUGACAAUACUACAACUUUGAUACCUACAUGUUCAAAUAUGAGGAAGGGCUGUUACAUUAGGGGUCCGUUAAAGGAGGAGUUCACAUUUCCUGCAAGUUCUGCUCCCUUCAAUAGUUGUCAUGCCUCUACCAUUGUUGAGGUGGGCAAAGAUCACUUUUUAGUUGCCUAUUUUGGGGGUACCAUGGAGGGGGCGCCUGAUGUGAAAAUUUGGUUACAGACAUACAAAGACGGUAGUUGGCAAUCACCCAUCAUUGUUGAUGAACAAUCUGAAGUUCCUUUGUGGAACCCUGUAUUAUUCAAACUACCAUCAGAGGAGUUGCUACUGUUCUACAAAAUUGGUCAAGAAGUUCAGAAAUGGAGUGGAUGCAUGAAGCGAUCGUAUGAUAAAGGUGUUACUUGGACAAAGAGAGAACAACUUCCUCCUGGUAUAUUAGGACCAAUAAAGAACAAGCCUAUCUUGCUAGAAAAUGGACUCUUGCUUUGUGGAUCAUCAGUAGAAAGUUGGAAUUCUUGGGGUGCAUGGAUGGAGGUAACAGCAGAUGUUGGAAGGUCAUGGAGAAAGUAUGGCCCAAUCUACAUUGAAAAUACACCUCUCAGUGUGAUUCAACCAGUCCCAUUCCAAACUGCAAAUGGGACAUUGCGUGUUCUACUCCGAUCCUUUACUGACAUUGGUAGAAUUUGUAUGUCAGAAUCCUAUGAUAAUGGCUUGAAUUGGGGUUAUGCAAAGCCAACUGAGCUCCCCAACCCAAACUCAGGUAUUGAUGGAGUUAAACUAAGGGAUGGCCGUCUCUUACUUGCUUAUAACACAAUCUCAAGGGGUGUGCUUAAAGUCGCUGUGUCUGAAGAUGAUGGUGACUCAUGGUAUGAUGUUAUUACAUUGGAGGAAAAUCCAGAAAUGGAAUUCUCCUACCCAGCAGUUAUUCAGGGUAGUGACGGAUUUAUUCACAUAUCUUACACGUACAAUAGAACACAGAUUAAGCAUGUUGUUCUUCAGCCAAAUUGAUGAAAGAAGCAUUAUUGAAGAAUUCAGAUGGUAUUUUCUUCUCACCAUUCUGUGGCCCAAUGAAUAAACAUGUUAUGUUUUUUAGUCUUUUUUUUUAAUUUAUUACACAUUCAAUAUUUGCUCAAAGCAUAAAAAACUGUGCUGCGUUUGUGAAGAAAUAUGAAUUUUCUUUUAGUCUGUCUUCUUCUUCUUCUUCUUCUUCUUCACACAGUUUCUGGUUUUCUAUAUUUGUUGCUCUAUUUGUUUUACAGAAAAUACUUUUUCAUAUUUUUUGGCAUUUGGUGUUAAGGAAAAUUGGUUAGAAGAAAACACUUUCCCAGUCAGAGAAAAUUAAUUCAUUGUCCAGAUUUUGGCAAACUCAUUAAAAUGCAAAGGAACUUAUAAAUGUUUGAUAUAAACACAUACACAUUAGUCUGCGGGUCACCAUCUGUUGCCACGAUUUUUCAUUUUGUGUUUUUUAUAGUCAACAACAAAUAGUAAAAAAGCCAAAUUUUUAUAGUCCAACUAUAUUUAUAGUAUUAUAAAUUGAAAAAAAAUUAAUAUUUUCUGCCAUACUCCAAGAAUUAGAGAAUAAUUUUACGUUAUUUUUCAGCAUUGCAAGUUGCAACCAAACAACAGAAAAUAUUUUUUUUUCCAUAUACAAGUUAUUUUCGGCAAAUAAAAUCGAGUCUUAGUAUUAUUGUUUUCUCUGAGUCUUUUUCUCUAAUAUGUGCCUAUUUAACCAUGCAAUUUGUUAGCGUUACUGUUAUCAGAACACUUGUGAUCAGCUUGCAUCCGUACUUGUGCAGGAUGAAAACAUGACUUCUAGUAUUUGACAAUAAGUUCUAGUGUUUGACAAUAUUCUUAAGUUCAUUUUGAUUUGGUUCGACUUUUUACUCAUUGCUCCAUUCUUUUAAUGUUUGGUUAUUUUGUUGGGCAAUGUUCUUUGGUGUUCUCAAAAUAUGCAUACAUUUAUCAAUAUCCAUCUACAUUUGACAUAAUUAAAGGAUUAUGCCUAGUGAUAUGAAAUUGCUGUGACUGAGAUUCUGAAUGGGUUAUAACUUGAAGCUACCAUAUCUUUGACAUCUUCUGUGGGGGACUGCUGUGAAGAAAUAAUGAAAAAAGGAUGAAGAUAGCUAUAAAUGAGAAAUUCAUAUCUCCCUUCCAGGAGACAUUUGAUGAUCAAAUUCACAAAUUUUCUAUGGAAUUGGAAGGCUCCAGUUCAUUAUAUAGAAAUGUCUUCAAUUUCUGAAUUGUCGUUUCUAUUGCUUUUCAUUUUUCCUGCUUGGAUUUAUUUUUUUCUUUAGUGGCAUGCUGUGGAAACAAGCUUCUUUGUAAAUUCAGAUUCGUGGCAGGAGAAUGUUAGCAUAUCUACGCAGAGUAUUAUUGAGAGAAUCUAAUUAAGAAGUUGCUCCUGGAUUCUUGAGUUUCUUUGGCAUUAGAAGAAGACGUAAUGGGAUCUUUUGAAUGUCAUUGGUCCAUCUUAUAUCCAGGUGCUUGGUUCAUGUUGGAUUGAGUGAUGGAAUAAUUUCCAUAAUUUGGUGUUGCAAGUUUCAGUGAGUAGAGUGUUUCAAGUCUAUCAAUUUAAUGAAUAGAGAUAUAUCACGGCUUCAGUUAUUCAGUACUAUGAGCUUGAAUUUUAGUAACCUGUGUGCUAUUUGCACACAAGUGUGUACAUGCACACCGGUAAUAUAGAAAUGAAACUGUUUAUGCAUCUAUGA
Hevea brasiliensis (rubber tree) is the source of this 3423-nucleotide messenger RNA. RefSeq lists its product as uncharacterized. Bases 659 to 1723 code for a protein of 354 amino acids. The record is from RefSeq and is a predicted model, not a curated record. The transcript is spliced from 9 exons. NCBI's taxonomy places the organism in Eukaryota, Viridiplantae, Streptophyta, Magnoliopsida, Malpighiales, Euphorbiaceae.